This is a messenger RNA of Colletotrichum fioriniae, 633 nucleotides long. Lineage: Eukaryota; Fungi; Ascomycota; Sordariomycetes; Glomerellales; Glomerellaceae. The record is from RefSeq and is a predicted model, not a curated record.
AUGGCAUACUCACCAAAUCCAUACUAUCGUGGCAACAUCAUCACCGGCACCGCCGUCGGCGGCCGGGCCCCCUUUGACGGGAACCUGCGCAUGGUGAUAGCGCAGGUCUUCCAACCGUCCGACUGGACCGUUCUGGAAGUCGCCGUCCUGCGGCCCUCCGGCACGCCGUUCAAGGCCGUGCUCAAGCUCUUUGACCGCCGUUUCUCGCCGUGCAUCCAACGGGCGCGGCACCGCCGGGGGCUCGGUGCGUGGACGCCAGAGUUUGAGGAGGAGUUUGUCGACUUUGUCCGCCGAGGCGCCGCUAAUGAGUACCUCUGGGGAUCCGAUAGCGACGAGGACGAGGACGAUGCCAAGCGAGACGAGGCAGAUCGGCAGGCGGGAGACGAGGGGGAGGAGAAGCCCGUCAACUUGCUCGAGGAGGAGGUGAUCCGCCAGUCUCAGUGUGAUGGGAUUGCCAAUGCGCGGCUGAAUCGGUUGCAGUCCCGGAUGGGCGUGGAGAAGGGCAUAAGACUACCCCGGGCGCAUUGCACGGUGCAGAUACCGAUAGGAGGAGACGUGGACAAUCGUCUGCUCGAGGUUUCCGGGAUCUUGAUGGAGUAUGUGCCUGGGUUUAGCUGCGACGAUACGGAAUGA